GCGUGGCCCGCUCUCAGUACAACCUGACGCGAUGCCCGAACGCGGGCUCGGACGCCGACUCCAUGUCCCGCAUCUCGCUCUACCUGGAGGAGAGGCGGAUGCUGCUCAACGCGGCGAGGGAGGGCCAGCUGGUCGACCUGACCCCCGACGAGGCGCCCCCCAGGAGGGUGGAGUUCUACCGGAAGAGGAGCCCCUCGCCCAAGCCCAAGAACGACCCCUACGGCAGGAGGCUGCCGCUCACACCACAAGAAUCCUUAACUUACUACGGCUCCCGUCUAAACAAGUACGAGCGAGCUGAAGUCUCCCAAUAUCCUCAGGUUUGGUACUUGGGUCUCGACGCAAGCAAAAUCGAGGGGGAGCUAAGGGGGGCUCAGAACUGUGGCUACGACGACGACAACGGAUCUUAUAUCAAGGUUUUGCAUGAUCACAUAGCCUACAGGUAUGAGAUCCUUGAAGUCAUAGGCAAAGGUUCUUUUGGCCAGGUAAUAAGAGCACUCGACCAUAGGACGGAUACGCAAGUGGCUCUAAAAAUCAUUCGGAACAAGAAACGGUUUCAUCAGCAAGCACUUGUUGAAGUGAAGAUUUUAGAGCAAGUGACGAAAAAAGACAGAGAUGGAUUUUUUAACGUCAUUCACAUGCUAGAUCAUUUCUAUUUUAGAAACCACCUGUGUAUCACUUUCGAAUUAAUGGGGUGCAACCUCUACGAGUUGAUCAAGAAGAACCAGUAUCAAGGUUUCAGUCUUGGUUUGAUCAGGAGGUUUGCGUUCUCUCUCGUCCAGUGCCUCCGCUUGUUGCACAGAGAAAAUAUCAUCCACUGUGAUCUCAAGCCGGAAAAUAUUCUCUUAAAAAGCCGUGGAAGCAGCUCUAUCAGGGUGAUUGAUUUUGGCAGUUCCUGUUUCAGUAAUCAAAGAGUGUACACAUACAUUCAGUCCAGAUUUUAUAGGUCGCCAGAGGUUAUUCUGGGUCUUCCUUACGGUCCACCGAUUGACAUGUGGAGUCUGGGUUGCAUCUUAGCUGAGCUCUACACCGGCUACCCUCUGUUCCCUGGCGAAAAUGAAGCGGACCAGUUGGCAUGCAUAAUGGAGAUAUUCGGGCCCCCUCCAGCUUCCGUUCUUGAUACAGCCUCGCGAAGGAGACUCUUCUUUGAUUCGAAAGGUGUUCCUAGAACCUUAACAAAUAGUAAAGGUAAGAAAAGAAAGCCGUGUUCCAAAACAUUGGGAGUCGUCAUCGGAUGCAACGACGAAGAUUUCGUCAACUUCCUUUCCAGAUGCUUAGACUGGGAUCCUGAAAAACGGAUGAAACCUGAGGAAGGACAUAGACAUCGCUGGCUCUCUGGAAAUAGAGGUCCAGCUCACAGAAGACCUUCAACAACCUCGACAACAGUCAAGGAGAAUGGUGCAUCCAAGGACAAAAAGGAAUCCAGGAAUAACAAGGACACGAAGAAAGAUUCCAAGACUUCUAAUGGACCAAAAGAAGCCCCUAAAAAAACGACGCAGCCCAGGAAAAUGAGUACCAGCUCGUCGAUGCCACGCGUCUACAAGGCGUGCAAGAGCAACGUCCGACUCCGAGACUCGUCCAGGAAGGACUACAUCUACACCUCCCUGAGCAGGACGUCCUCGGAAGAGUCGUGUGAGUCCGCUCCCUUCUCAUGCCAUUCGGGCCGAUGCGAUGCCACCAAUCGCAUCGUGCCAGCCCUGAGAUUAGGCUGCUCUUGA
Molecule: messenger RNA, 1715 nt
Organism: Uloborus diversus
Lineage: Eukaryota; Metazoa; Arthropoda; Arachnida; Araneae; Uloboridae
Product: dual specificity tyrosine-phosphorylation-regulated kinase 4-like
Exons: 10
Coding region: 63-1715 (550 amino acids)
Biological process (GO): peptidyl-threonine phosphorylation; peptidyl-serine phosphorylation
Cellular component (GO): nucleus
Molecular function (GO): protein serine/threonine/tyrosine kinase activity; protein serine/threonine kinase activity; ATP binding
Source: RefSeq, a predicted model, not a curated record